AUGAGUACAUCCGCCCCCGCCCCGGAAGUGCAACCCCGCUUCCAGCAGCUCUUCGCCGAGCUCGAGAAGCGCUUCCAAUCGACCAGCUUGGGCAGCGACAAAUGGUAUAUCCUCGCCAUUUCCACUCUGGCCGCCGGCCCAGACCCAGAACGUGCAGACCAGCUCUACCUGCACCUCUGCUCGCAACCCGGCAAUGCCACCCCUGCCGCGCGGCAGGCACUGGUUCGCCGCCUGCGGGAGGCCCUUAUUAAGGCCGUCCCCAUCGUCGGCGUCUGCAAGCCCAUCGAAGCCAUCCUUUCCAUCGGCAAGGUCGAGCGGGACGAAGACAAAGAUUACACCUUCACCCGAGAGGGCUGGCAAUGCGACCAGGCCAACCACGACCGCGGUGCAGCGUGGAUGCAGAAGCUGUAUUCGCGGAACACCAGCGGCACGCUGGACCUGUUCAGUGCCCACCGAGACUUCUCCUGGCUGUCGGAGGAGAUCACAUACGGCUUAUUCCUCUCGGAUCGCCAGAUCUUGGACGAUGUGGAUACGCAGCUCGUCGUGUUGCCCGGCAUCAUGAGCCAGAACCUGCCCAAUGAGACUCACUGGCAUAUCCGUGGCACAAGACGGCUCGGGCUCCCGAAGGAGGAGGUUCAGGUGAUUUGGGACUGUGUGCAGCUAGUUGCGCAGUUUUUUGAAGUCAAGUUGAAUAAGGUGCCGACUGUUGAGCAAGUCGAAUAUGACGUAUAG
Penicillium macrosclerotiorum is the source of this 732-nucleotide messenger RNA. RefSeq lists its product as uncharacterized. NCBI's taxonomy places the organism in Eukaryota, Fungi, Ascomycota, Eurotiomycetes, Eurotiales, Aspergillaceae. The record is from RefSeq and is a predicted model, not a curated record. The coding region runs from base 1 to 732 and encodes 243 amino acids. The transcript has a single exon.